CUUCGGCCAAUAUACUAGUAAUCUGUGGCUUCGGCCUUCGUCACCAAAAUUAAAACGUGAACAAUUUCAUUUGAAAAUUAUUGUUCCAACUUGUACAUUGGGUAUGGUAUGAGACAGCUGUGUAAACAAUUUCAGUAAAAGACACGUUAUUGUUAGCUGCGGUGAAAAUGCCUGAAAUCGACAAGUUAUCACUUGCUGAAAUAUUUACGUCCGAGAAGAGAGGUAACGAUGAAACCGGCGAUGGCACGGAAGGUAACCCCUUCAAGACAAUAAUCCGCGCAAUGCGCCACGCCGCAAAGGAACCGUUUCCGCCGAUAUACGUCGAUUCAACCGAAGAAGGAAAAAUAUACACUGUUGCGGCUAAAUCGCAGCUAAAAAAGAUCCAGAAAAUAUGGGUCAGAGAGAACUACAAAGCCGCUGAGAAAGCUAAACUCGAAGAUGAAAACUCUGAGAAACGUCACCAAAAUUUGGAGGAGGCGAAAAAGAUCGUUCUCUCCGAAGAUCCCUCAUUACCUAAAGCGACUCUAGUCAAAAUAUUUGAAGCCUCUGAACACAGAGGACAGCGUAUCCGUGUCCAUGGAUGGGUUCACCGGCUCAGACGUCAAGGGAAGGGCCUGGCGUUCAUUACACUCCGAGAUGGCUCUGGAUACUUACAGUGUGUCUUGCACGGAGCCCUGUGUCAGACGUACAAUGCCUUGGUGCUGUCAACAGAAUCCUCAAUUACAGUGUAUGGUAAACUUGAAGCGGUGCCAGAAGGUAAAACGGCACCCGGUGGCCAUGAGCUGACGGCAGAUUACUGGGAACUGAUUGGCUUGGCUCCCCCUGGUGGUGCUGAUGCCAUUCUCAAUGAAGAAGCUUUGCCUGAUGUGCAACUGGACAACAGGCACAUGAUGAUUCGCGGUGAGAACACAGCUAAGGUGCUGCGAGCACGCGCCGCGGUGACGCGCGCCUUCCGCGAACACUUCGACUCGCGUCAUUACACCGAGGUGGUCGCGCCGACCCUCGUGCAAACGCAGUGUGAAGGUGGCAGUACUCUGUUCAAGCUGGACUACUUUGGCCAGGAAGCGUACCUGACUCAGAGCUCUCAGCUAUAUCUUGAAACGUGUUUGGCGGCGCUGGGCGACGUGUACUGUAUCGCGCAGUCCUAUCGCGCCGAACAGUCCAGAACACGCAGACAUCUUGCCGAGUACAGCCACGUAGAGAUAGAGAGUCCGUUCAUAACGUUCGAGGAUCUCCUGGAGAGGAUGGAGGACAUGGUGGUAGAUGUGGUGGAAAGAGUGCUCGCGUCGUCGGCCGGGGACAUCGUCCGAGAACUCAACCCCAACUUUAAGGCGCCGAAGAAGCCGUUCAAACGCAUGGACUACUCCGAGGCGAUAGAGUAUCUGCGCGAACACAACAUCACUAAAGAAGAUGGCAGUUUCUACGAGUUUGGAGAAGACAUACCGGAGAUGCCGGAGCGCCAGAUGGUGGACGCUAUCGGCGAGCCGAUAAUGUUAUGCCGGUUCCCCGCCGAGAUCAAGUCGUUCUACAUGCAGCGGUCCGCCCACGACCGCCGGCUGACGGACUCCGUCGACCUGUUGAUGCCCAACGUGGGCGAGAUCGUCGGCGGCUCCAUGAGGACGUGGGAUCACGAUGAACUUCUGGAAGGCUACAAGCGCGAGGGCAUCGACCCUACCCCGUACUACUGGUACACCGAUCAACGCAAGUUCGGCUCCGUCCCCCACGGCGGCUUCGGCCUCGGCCUCGAGCGGUUCCUGUGCUGGCUCCUCGACAGAUACCACAUCAGGGACGUGUGCCUCUACCCUCGCUUCCUCGACAGAUGCGCGCCUUAGAUGAACGCACGGGAUCAUGACGUCCACUGCGUCGAAAUCGGGUUAUACGCGAUGGCAAACAAAAUGUUACUUUUUUUGACGAUGCAUUACUUGGUCUCAUAAAAAUCAUUGUGAAGUAACGAAUGCUUAUUCCGAACUGUAAAUAAUACUGAUUUACAUCUACAGGGUGUAACAAAAUUAAGUGGUAAUACUUUUGGGGUGAAGUGUA
This is a messenger RNA of Aricia agestis (brown argus), 2040 nucleotides long. It is a transcript of the gene AsnRS, whose product is annotated as asparagine--tRNA ligase, cytoplasmic. Gene Ontology annotation, cellular component: cytoplasm. The coding region runs from base 168 to 1832 and encodes 554 amino acids. The record is from RefSeq and is a predicted model, not a curated record. Gene Ontology annotation, biological process: asparaginyl-tRNA aminoacylation. The transcript is spliced from 10 exons. NCBI's taxonomy places the organism in Eukaryota, Metazoa, Arthropoda, Insecta, Lepidoptera, Lycaenidae. Gene Ontology annotation, molecular function: ATP binding; nucleic acid binding; asparagine-tRNA ligase activity.